ACGCGGCCGGGUCGCUCCGAGGUCGUAGAACCCCUCGCGGUGGCGGUGCCGCCCGGUGUCGUCCAAGCGGGGCCCGGAACCGCCUCGCGGCCGCCCUCUCCGCCCCUGCCCGCGCCCCCGGCCGGUGACCUCACACGUGGCGCGGGGCGGGGACAGCGGCGCGGGGCGGGCCCGGCGACAGUGCGCGGCCCCGGCAAGAGCGAGCGCGGCCCGUCUCGGCGCCGCCAUGGCCACCGUGGACCUGGAGAAGCUGCGAAUGUCCGGGGCCGGCAAGGCCAUCGGCGUGCUGACCAGCGGCGGAGAUGCGCAAGGUAUGAACGCGGCUGUCAGAGCUGUGACGCGCAUGGGCAUUUACGUGGGAGCCAAAGUCUUCCUCAUCUACGAGGGCUAUGAGGGCCUCGUGGAAGGCGGUGAGAACAUCAAGCAGGCCGACUGGCUCAGCGUCUCCAACAUCAUUCAGCUGGGCGGCACCAUCAUCGGCAGUGCGCGCUGCAAGGCCUUCACCACUCGGGAGGGCCGGCGGGCGGCGGCUUACAACCUGGUGCAGCGCGGCAUCACCAACCUGUGCGUCAUCGGUGGCGACGGCAGCCUCACGGGCGCCAACAUCUUCCGCAACGAGUGGGGCAGCCUGCUGGAGGAGCUGGUGGCAGCAGGCAAGAUCUCGGAGAGCACGGCGCAGACGUACUCACACCUGAGCAUCGCGGGGCUGGUGGGCUCCAUCGACAACGACUUCUGCGGCACCGACAUGACCAUCGGCACAGACUCGGCCCUGCACCGCAUCAUGGAGGUCAUCGACGCCAUCACCACCACGGCCCAGAGCCACCAGAGGACCUUUGUGCUGGAGGUGAUGGGACGGCACUGUGGGUACCUGGCCCUGGUGUCCGCCCUGGCCUCGGGGGCCGACUGGCUGUUCAUCCCGGAGGCUCCACCUGAGGACGGCUGGGAGUACUUGAUGUGUGAGCGGCUGGGUGAGACGCGGAGCCGGGGGUCCCGACUCAACAUCAUCAUCAUCGCCGAGGGCGCCAUCGACCGCCACGGGAAGCCCAUCUCCUCCCGCUACGUGAAGGACCUGGUGGUCCAGAGGCUGGGCUUUGACACGCGUGUGACUGUGCUAGGCCACGUGCAGAGGGGAGGGACCCCUUCGGCGUUCGACCGCAUCCUGAGCAGCAAGAUGGGCAUGGAGGCCGUCAUGGCGCUGCUGGAGGCCACGCCGGACACGCAGGCCUGCGUGGUCAGCCUGUCGGGGAACCAGUCCGUGCGGCUGCCCCUCAUGGAGUGUGUGCAGGUGACAAAGGAGGUGCAAAAGGCCAUGGACGAGAAGAGGUUCGAUGAGGCCAUCCAGCUCCGCGGCAGGAGCUUUGAGAACAACUGGAACAUUUACAAGCUGCUUGCGCACCAGAAACUCUCCAAAGAGAAGACCAACUUCUCUCUGGCCAUCCUGAACGUGGGCGCCCCGGCGGCCGGCAUGAACGCGGCGGUGCGCUCGGCCGUGCGGUCCGGCAUCUCCCAGGGCCACACGGUGUAUGUCGUGCACGAUGGCUUCGAGGGACUGGCCAAGGGUCAGGUGCAAGAAGUGAGUUGGCACGACGUGGCCGGCUGGCUGGGCCGGGGCGGCUCCAUGCUGGGGACCAAGAGGACGCUGCCCAAGAGCUACCUGGAGAAGAUCGUGGAGAACAUCCGCGCCCACAACAUCCACGCCCUGCUGGUCAUCGGCGGCUUCGAGGCCUACGAGGGCGUGCUGCAGCUGGUGGAGGCCCGUGGGCGCUACGAGGAGCUGUGCAUUGUCAUGUGCGUGGUCCCCGCCACCAUCAGCAACAACGUCCCUGGCACCGACUUCAGCCUGGGCUCCGACACCGCGGUCAACGCUGCCAUGGAGAGCUGUGACCGCAUCAAGCAGUCGGCCUCGGGGACCAAGCGCCGCGUGUUCAUCGUGGAGACCAUGGGCGGCUACUGCGGCUACCUGGCCACGGUGACCGGCAUCGCGGUGGGCGCCGACGCUGCCUACGUCUUCGAGGACCCUUUCAACAUCCAAGACUUGAAAGCCAACGUGGAACACAUGACGGAGAAGAUGAAGACCGACAUCCAGCGGGGCCUCGUGCUGCGAAACGAGAAGUGCCACGAACACUACACCACCGAGUUUCUGUACAACCUGUACUCCUCGGAGGGCAAGGGCGUGUUUGACUGUAGGACCAACGUCCUGGGCCACCUGCAGCAGGGCGGGGCCCCGACCCCCUUUGACCGGAACUAUGGGACCAAGCUUGGGGUGAAGGCCAUGCUCUGGAUGUCGGAGAAGCUGCGGGCCGUCUACCGCAAUGGGCGGGUGUUUGCCAACGCCCCGGACUCGGCCUGCGUCAUCGGCCUGCGGAAGAAGGCAGUGGCCUUCAGCCCCGUCACCGAGCUCAAGAAGGACACGGACUUUGAGCACCGCAUGCCCCGGGAGCAGUGGUGGCUGAACCUGCGGCUGAUGCUGAAGAUGCUGGCCCACUACCGCAUCAGCAUGGCGGACUACGUGUCCGGGGAGCUGGAGCACGUCACGCGCCGCAGCCUCAGCAUCGACAAGGGCUUCUGAGGCCGCCUGUCCUUCCUCCCGGGAGCCUGCGGGCGGCGGCGGGCGGGGGCUGCGGCCUUCUUGGCCCUGGCUGUGCCCCUGCUGUCCGCCAGGCUCUCUGACAGCACUGAGGCCCCUGGAUGCCCACCUUCUGGUCUAGGGGGGCGUAGGGGCACCCGUGCGGGGUCACCGCUCCCCGUGGGCCUCGCUGGGCCAGCUGUGUGCGCUGGGCACCAUGCAGCGCAGAGCUUGCCACUUUUUCUAGAAAUAAAAUCCCCCUGACUGUGGA
This is a messenger RNA of Mustela erminea (ermine), 2837 nucleotides long. RefSeq names its product phosphofructokinase, liver type (gene PFKL). The record is from RefSeq and is a predicted model, not a curated record. The transcript has 22 exons. Gene Ontology annotation, biological process: fructose 6-phosphate metabolic process; fructose 1,6-bisphosphate metabolic process; canonical glycolysis. Gene Ontology annotation, cellular component: cytoplasm; membrane; 6-phosphofructokinase complex. Lineage: Eukaryota; Metazoa; Chordata; Mammalia; Carnivora; Mustelidae. Gene Ontology annotation, molecular function: monosaccharide binding; fructose-6-phosphate binding; 6-phosphofructokinase activity. Bases 227 to 2569 code for a protein of 780 amino acids.